AGUGCGAAAACAAAUUUGAAAAUGAGUCAAGCUCGCGUACCAAAAUUGUAUUGACAAUCGACAAGUCAUGAGUCACGACGUCUACGCCAGUUGUCCGCCGUAUGCUGAAAAGGGGGCAUCGCUGGUGCCGGGCGCUAUUGUUUGAAGGCUCACUAGCGCUCACUGGGAGCUCAUCACAUAGCGUCCAAAUCAAUACUUAUGGAAACACGGCGAGUAUGAAAAAGUAUACAAGGGAUCCCAGGCAGGCUGCUUCCGAACAAGCCGCAAGAUCUUUGUCGCUGGGACUGUACUAUCGGCUGGUCUCGUCCAUACAUGAAUCUUACACUAUCACUCCGAUGUUCCGUGACUUUGCCAGAGGCCCAUCUUCCCGGCUAGUUGUCGUCGAUCUAUAAGCCUAGUACGUCCUCGAUGGAAAGAUUGUUCGAAUCGUGAUGUUUC
This is a messenger RNA of Suillus bovinus, 438 nucleotides long. RefSeq lists its product as uncharacterized. The transcript has 3 exons. The coding region runs from base 102 to 392 and encodes 96 amino acids. The record is from RefSeq and is a predicted model, not a curated record. NCBI's taxonomy places the organism in Eukaryota, Fungi, Basidiomycota, Agaricomycetes, Boletales, Suillaceae.